Molecule: messenger RNA, 2127 nt
Organism: Chironomus riparius
Lineage: Eukaryota; Metazoa; Arthropoda; Insecta; Diptera; Chironomidae
Source: the annotation of a GenBank genome assembly
AUGGGUAAAAUAAUUAAUUCAGUGAUAAGAUUAAAUAACAGACAAUAUGGAAAAUAUUAUGAGAAUUCAUACGAUAAUUCACUUUCUCGGCUAAUGGUGAGGCCGUGGGAUAAUUGGAGAGGAAUAAAUGCAUCAGGUGUUGGAGAACUUAAUUCUGAUCCACCAAUUUUUGCUGCAAAAUUCGCAACACUUGAAAAUUAUAAUCAUAUACUAGCUAUAGCUAAUGAAGAUGGAAGGAUUGCCUUACAAAAUACAUUUGUUAAGAAAACUAUUAAUGAAGAACUAUCGCUGGAAGGUGAUCAAUGUCAUUUUAAUGCAGUAUUUGAUAUUGCAUGGAUGCCUCAUCAUUUAAAACUCAUUUCUGCAUCUGGAGAUCAUACAGCACGUCUUUGGGAUGUAAGUACAUCAAAACUGACAAGCAUACGUGAAUUCAAUGGACAUUCGAGAUCAGUAAAGGUUGCGACAUUUCCUAAAAACAAUUGUAAUAUGUUUGCAACAGGCGGAAGAGAUGGUAAUAUUAUAAUUUGGGAUACACGGACAAAUCAUGAAGUUAUACAGCAUUCAACCACAAACAUUGAGAAUAGAAUUCAAAAUGCUCAUUUUGGAAGUCAUACAGGUCCAGCAACACCAUCGAGUCGACGAAGAAAUGCUAGAAAUACAACUCCCAAACUCCCUACAAAUGUCACAAAUUCUAGUGUUACAGGACUCGUUUUUCAAGACGAAAAUACACUCAUCUCCUGCGGUCCUGGAGACGGAUUCAUAAAAGCUUGGGAUCUUCGACGAUGCUAUUCGACACUAAAAAAGGAACCAAUUUCAAAAUAUAAUCUUCCAUACGCCGGCUCAUCAACAUUAAAAGGCUUUACAAAUUUAAUUGUGGAUGACGACGGAUCACGACUUUAUGCUAGUUGCAUGGACAGCAAUAUUUAUUGUUAUAACAUCUCAACAUUUUCAAAAGAUCCAUUUAUGGUCUAUACUGGAGCACAAAUUAAAUCAUUUUAUAUCAAAACAUGCUUGAGUCCUGACGGUGAAUAUUUAUUAAGUGGAAGUAGUGACGAGAAGGCAUACAUUUGGAAUGUUAAAAAUCCAAUUCCAUUAGUGUCACUUGUUGGACAUGCAUUUGAAGUCACGAGUGUAGCAUGGAGUCAUCAUCAAAAUAAUUUAGACGGUGGAAAUAUGUGCAUAGUGACUUGUUCUGACGAUGCAUGCCAUAAAGUAUGGCGAAUUGGACAAGAAGAACUACCAAAAGAUGAAGAAGUUCUUCUGCGUGGAAAUGCUGAAUUAAAUCCAGAAUAUUAUUCAUCCUAUAAAGUCAAACAACCACUUCCAAUAAAACAACAAUUUAAAUUGCUGGAAUCAACACCAAGAUCAAUUAAAAGAUUUAUUGAACAAAGUGAAACGACUCCCACAACAAUGAAUAGCACAAUUAAAGAUAAUUCCUCGGUUAUAUCGAUUAAUACAGGACGUAAAAGAUCAUUUCAUGAGAUUUGUGACCAUGAAAGUGACAAUCAAAAAAGUGAUGUAAAACGACCUAAUCUUGAGACUCGUGGUCGACGACUUUUUAGUCCAAAUGACUGUUCUGCGACAUAUCAUGAAAAUGAUUUAAUAAUUGAUGGACCAUCGAGAUCACUUACAACAAUUUUAGAGGAACUAGAUUCUCCACAAAGUAAAAACUUCCAAAAUCAUUCUCCGUCACCAGUUAAGAGACAAUUAAAUAUUCUAUGCUCACCAGAACCUCUUCGUAAAUUUGCAUCUCCACUCAAAAAGGAUCGUAGCUUAGCAUUAUUAAAUUCACCAACUACAAAUCUCCCAAACUAUGUAUUAGAUCCACGUGAAGCACCUCAUCUUACAAAUUUAGCAUCACCACAACGAAAAGUUAAGAAGGAAAAUGUAGAUUGGUUGACAAAAAUGAGAAAACAGAAAUUGUUAUCAUUAGGAAAUGGACUCGAGAGGAGCUUAUUAAGUCAGCAGUCGCAGUUGACGAUAGAAAAUCUUAGUGAUAAUGUUGAUAAAUUAAAGUCUAUAGAGAACAAGUCUGAUAAUAAUGAUGGAAAGAGAGUUCAACAGAAGAAGAAUGGCACAUCAAUUCUGAAAUUCUUUUCAGUAAAGCCAACAACUAGUUCCUCAUGA